This is a messenger RNA of Cataglyphis hispanica, 1187 nucleotides long. RefSeq names its product protein YIPF6. NCBI's taxonomy places the organism in Eukaryota, Metazoa, Arthropoda, Insecta, Hymenoptera, Formicidae. Gene Ontology annotation, cellular component: trans-Golgi network; membrane. The record is from RefSeq and is a predicted model, not a curated record. Bases 283 to 996 code for a protein of 237 amino acids. Gene Ontology annotation, biological process: endoplasmic reticulum to Golgi vesicle-mediated transport. The transcript is spliced from 8 exons.
UACUUACGAUACCGAUGCCAUCUACCGAGGGUUUUUUUAUCCAGCCAAAUGUCAUUUCCAGUUCUCCGGAUCAUCGAGAAUUAUUAUCGGCGAUUCGUCUUGAUUCGAUAAACCGGCCGAUCGGCGAUUAGAAUAUCACGAAUAAUCCAACAUAAAUGCGACGUAAUCUUCAUGAUUUCAUGUCGUUUUCGAUAAUAGCGAAUCGCAAGUGUAAAUCUGCGAGUAUAUCAUCCUCGGGAUCGUCAACGCUACGCGCUUCUUUCUAACUCCUCGCAAUAAUUUAUGUCUGCGUCGGCAGUAAACAUGGCGGCGAUGGACGGCGAGACAAAACUCGACAUGUACGAUGAUGUUACAUACACUGUCGAUCCUCAACACAUUGAGGGUGAGAUGACAAUAGGUACAAAGCAGAAAUCAACUUUAGGAGAGCCAGAAUUUAAUACAUUAGAUGAACCCAUUAAAGAUACAUUUUUGAGGGAUGUUCGAGCAGUAGGCAAGAAGUUUUUCCAUGUUUUAUAUCCUAAAGAGAAAAAAAGUCUACUAAAAGAAUGGGAUCUAUGGGGACCAUUAAUAUUAUGUACAUUUAUGGCAAUGAUACUACAAGGUUCCACUGAUGCAGCAGAUAAUUCAAAUGAUGGAGGGCCUGAGUUUGCAGAAGUAUUUGUUAUUGUGUGGAUUGGAUCUAUGGUUGUUACAUUAAAUUCAAAGUUAUUGGGUGGAAAUAUAUCUUUCUUCCAAAGUGUUUGUGUCCUAGGAUAUUGUUUAUUACCAACUGCCAUUGCAUUAAUUUUAUGCAGAAUUAUAUUAAUAGCGCAGCAAACUACUCUUCUAUUCAUCCUGAGAUUUGUGAUCACUAUGAUUGGAUUUUUGUGGGCAACCUAUGCAUCUAUGGCAUUCCUUGGUGAUAGUCAACCCACAGGAAGGAAAGCAUUAGCAGUAUACCCAAUUUUUCUUUUUUACUUUGUCAUAUCGUGGCUAGUUAUAUCCCACACUACAUAAGAUGCAAUACUAUAAUUAAUCUGUCACAAGACUGUCGCAUUGCUUGGACCUUCUAUAUGAAUUCCAGAAGACAAAAAAAGAAAGAGCAGAAGGAAAUGCAAGUAUUUCAUAUAUGAUAUUUUUCAAGUUUCAUAUUUGAGCAUAUUCCAAUAUCGUGCUUUUGUGAAUAAUACACUAUAUAUAUAUAUAUA